AUGCCAACUCUCUCUCCCUCUCCCUUAGAGCAAACUACACAAGCCUCUCUUGAAAAACAUGACAUAUCAAAACAACUAAGGAAUCAACAUUCUCGGGUAUCAGAAGCACCAAAUUCCCUUACCAACCCUCGGGUAAUACUUGGACAACCUCAACUUCAAAGGACCAAACCAAUUAUAUGGUGUGCUGCAGUGCUGUGCUUCAUAUUCAGCCUUGUACUUAUCUUCUUUGGAAUUGCAACAUUGAUUGUAUACUUUGCCAUCAAACCAAGAAACCCCACGUUUGACAUUCCCAAUGCAAGCCUCAAUGUAGUAUAUUUUGACUCACCACAGUAUCUCAAUGGUGAAUUCACUCUCCUUGCAAAUUUUUCUAAUCCUAACAGGAGAUUUCACGUGAGGUUUGAGUCCUUGAAAGUUGAGCUUUUCUUCUCAGACAGGCUCAUAUCAUCACAGUCAAUCAAGCCUUUUACUCAGAGGCCAAGGGAAACCAGGUUGCAACCAGUGAACUUCAUAUCUAGCUUGGUGUUUUUGCCUCAAGAUGUUGGUGUGAAACUUCAAAGGCAGGUGCAAAACAACAGGGUCAACUACAAUGCAAGGGGUACAUUUAAGGUGAGGGUCAACAUGGGACUAAUCCAUAUAUCUUACUGGCUGCAUAGCAUAUGCCAGAUUGAGAUGACAUGUCCACCAACAGGAAUUCUAGUAGCCAGACAAUGCGUAACAUAUCGAUGA
Molecule: messenger RNA, 726 nt
Organism: Abrus precatorius (Indian licorice)
Lineage: Eukaryota; Viridiplantae; Streptophyta; Magnoliopsida; Fabales; Fabaceae
Exons: 1
Coding region: 1-726 (241 amino acids)
Cellular component (GO): plasma membrane
Source: RefSeq, a predicted model, not a curated record